AUGGCCACCGGCAGCGGCACCGCCACCACAAUCCCCACCACCUCCCUCGCACUAACCUUCACGACCCCGAGCUCCACGCCGCAAGUCACCACACACCCGCUCCCCUCUCCGCUCCCGUCAUCCUCAAUCCUCGUCCGCGUCCAUGCCGCCGCCCUCAACCCCUACGACACGCAGCUGCUGCACUGGCCGCUGCUGCGCCUCCUGAAGGGCUCUGGCCCCAAGGGCCUUGGCCGCGACUACUCGGGCACUAUUGUCGCCGUGGGCAAGAACUGUAAGGACUGGAAGAUUGGAGAUGAGGUCUUUGGGCUGUUUCUUAAAUUGGGCGGCGAAGGCACGAUCAGAGAAUACCUAGUCGUCGACCCCACCACCGACCCCGUCGUUGCGAAGCCCGCUGAACUCUCCCAUGAGCAGGCGGCAUCGAUCCCGCUUGUUGCCCUCACGGCGUUUACGUGUCUUGAGUGGCUCCCGCCACCACACAAGGACGGCACGCCCCGCCAGGUGGUUGUGGUGGGCGCGAGCGGCGGGACGGGCGUGUGGACCACGCAGCUGGCCAAAAAGCACUACAACUGCACCGUGACCGCCAUCUGCUCCGGCAAGAACGAGCAAUUCGUGACCUCCCUCGGCGCAGACCGCACAAUCGACUACACGCAGGUCCCCUCGCUGUCCUCGGCGCUGCUCGCACAGCGCCCCAAGGCCGGCUACGACCUCAUCGUCGACUGCGUCGGCGGCACAAGCCUCUUCCCGGCGUACACGCAGCUGCUGCCGCGCAGCGGCGCGUACGUGACGAUCGUGGGCGACAAGACGUCGCGUGCGGUCAUGGGCGGCCCUGCGACGUAUCUGACGCAUCCGGCGAUGGCGUGGCGACACCUGUGGGGGUGGGUGGUGGGGCCGAGGUAUGCGUGUGUGCUGUUGAAGGCGAAGAGGGAGUGGCUGGAGUUGGCGAGGGAGCUGGUGGUGAGGGGGGAGGUGAGGGUGGAGGUGCAGGAGGUGAUUGAUGGGGGGUUGCAGGAGGGGUGGAAGAGGGGGUUUGAGUUGUUGGAUAGUGCGAGGGUGAGGGGGAAGGUGGUGGUGAGGAUUUAG
Molecule: messenger RNA, 1080 nt
Organism: Morchella sextelata
Lineage: Eukaryota; Fungi; Ascomycota; Pezizomycetes; Pezizales; Morchellaceae
Exons: 3
Coding region: 1-1080 (359 amino acids)
Cellular component (GO): mitochondrion
Molecular function (GO): oxidoreductase activity
Source: RefSeq, a predicted model, not a curated record